Molecule: messenger RNA, 957 nt
Organism: Salvia splendens (bonfire salvia)
Lineage: Eukaryota; Viridiplantae; Streptophyta; Magnoliopsida; Lamiales; Lamiaceae
Exons: 1
Coding region: 1-957 (318 amino acids)
Source: RefSeq, a predicted model, not a curated record
AUGAGAGAGAGAGGCAAAGCUGCGGUUGAGGCUUUCACCGCCGACGAUCCCGAAUUCAACUACUCCGCCGCGUCGGAGCUGCCGUGCAGGAAGCAUCCGAGUUCUUCAUCGGUGGGGAUAUGCGCUCACUGCCUCAAAGACAGGCUGGUGAAGCUGGUCUGCUCGGAAUGCGGCGAGCAGCGCCUCUCGUCCUGCUCCUGCUCCGACGUCUCCUCCUCGCACCGCAACUCCUGCAGCACCAUGGAGGUCGGGCGAGUUUCGUUUCUAAUCGAGAACGACAAGACCGAUCAGCCUCCCAAGCCUGCGAGGGAGGAGAGAUCGGAGCAGGUCAUAUUCCUGCGGCGGAGCGCCAGCAGCUGCGUCGAAGUGAAGAAGACCAACGGAUUUUGGCGGAUCAAGCGCCUGUUCCGAAAGAGGAGGAAGGGGCGCGGGAGAAGCGGCGAAUUUUCUGACGAGAUUUGGGCGUCCGACGCCAUGGGGGUUUCUCGGUCGAGAUCGCUCUGCAGUUUCAGAGGCGGCGGAGGCGCCGAUGAGAUGAUGAGCGAUUGCGCGCUGUCGAGCGCUAAAAUCUCCGACGUCACGAGCGGGAUCUUCCUCGAUCUCGACAAGCAAUUCGGAUUCUUCAACGAUUCGGAGGCGCCGCCGCGGCGGAGCGGCUUCAGGGGUGUGGAACAGUUUGAUCGGACGUUUAGCUUGCCGAACAGGAGCGUUUUUCCGGCGAAGGAGAGCGAUUUCAGCGCCAUGGACGAGUCGGCGUUUAUAGAUUUGAAGGUGGAUUUGUCAGCGCCGGAGAUGACGGAGGGCUGCGGCAGGGGCGGUUUUGCAAAUACUAAAAGUUGUGGGGGGGUUAGCGGGAUUACGAUGAGUGAUAGGGGGCUGAAGCGAGGGGGUGUGUCCCACAAAGUUUGGAAAUGGAUAUUCAAGUAUCCUCCUGCAAAUAAGAAGGAAAGAAAAUGA